AAUUAACUAAUGAUGAAACUACAUCUUGAUCUGCUGUGGUAUCGUUGUUUCGGGCUAAGUAUGACUGAGAGUGUUAAAUGUUCAACACGUCGUUUAUUCAGAGAUACAAGGUGACCAGGGUAUCUUCACCGACUCAAGGUUUCAGGAUGAUGUUCUACACGCAACUGUUUUCAUCUAAGCGAGACUCGUUAGCACGUGUCUGGCUGGCAGCGCACUGGGACAGGAAGGUCACCAAGGCUCACGUCUUUGACUGCAACCUGGAGAGCACUAUCAAUGAAAUUAUUUCUAAAAAGAUGAAAAUUGGCUUGCGCACGUCUGGUCACCUGUUAAUGGGAGUAGUGCGCAUCUACUCCAGAAAAACCAAGUAUCUCCUUGCAGACUGCAGCGAUGCACUGGUUAAAAUAAAGUUGUCUUUUAGGCCGGGGCAGACUGAUUUGCCUGUGGAGGGCCUGGAGGCAGCGAUUGAAUCAAUUACCUUGAUUGAAGAUUUUACUGCCUUCGACGCUCAGCUGCCUCACCCAAAUGCAUUAAGUGUUGCAGACAACUUUUCCCUUAACCAAUCGCGGUCGGAGGAAAUUACACUGAAAGAGGACUUUGGGAGGGACUUCCGCAACCUAAUGGACUUUGGGAAUGAGUCUCAGUGCCACAUGCAGGGCUUACUGGAUAUGCGCCAUCAUGGGGACUCCUUUGGCGACGAGAACAAAGGAUAUGAUCUUCUUGACUUCUUGGCAAACUUGAAGGGGGACACAGAAGAAUCCAUGGACUUCAUCACAGCGGUCCUUCAGAAGGAAACACCAGAAACUGCUCUCCUGAAUAUUCAACCAAUCGAUGAUGCUUCAAGUGUUCCCAUUGAGGCAGAGGACCACGGGGUCAGCGAGACCACCCUGCUGGUCAAUGAGGAGGAAGGCUUUGCUCUGGAUCCUGUGGCCGUCACACCCACUACGGGGAGGAAGAGGGGCAAGAGGAAGAGGAAGAGGAGGCUGGUGGUGGACCAGAACAAGGGGUUGAGCAACAAGGACAUCAGAGAGCAGCUUGCGGACGCCUCCGACCUGUGGAGCGCCCCGGACAUGGCCCCGCCCACCGUCCAGCUCAUGCGUUGGAAGGAGAGUGGAAGGGCCCGCACUCUGUUUGGACGGUUCUCUUCCACCGUUGUUAGUUCACAACUUCAGCAGCUUUUUAGCCAAAGUAUUUGGCUAAUUGGGUUGGGAGAUGAUGGAGCCGCAGAGGAAAGUGACCCUGAGCCGAUGCGCAAGGACACGCUGGAGGUUCAGGAGAACACAGGCAUCAUCAGCCCAGGAACCACAGGGCUCACAGAGGAGUUGGUGAGCCCUGAGAUGUCCAUGAUCUCCCUGAUGGAGAUCGAAGAGCGUUCUCCUAACAAUACCGACGGCUCUUUGGAGAGAGCUAGAGAGGACAACAUGUGGGAGGUCUCCCACCAACAACUUCCCUCAGAAGCGGACUCGAUGUUUGUCAACCCGACAGGCUUGGCCAACGGUUCUGACUCUGAGACUGCCGUUCACACCCAGUCAAGGCUGGACAGCCAAGAUGAGAAGGAGAAGAUGACCAAUCAAGUACUGAAGCUUCUCCAUGAACUCAAAGCCCAGAGCACCGAUACGUUCAGCCUCCAGGCGAUAUGUGAGGGAGGCACCCGCUUGCGCGUGGCAGCCGUCUUCUUCGGCCUCCUGGUCCUUCAAAAGGAGCAGGCCGUUGAGCUGCAGCAGACCACGCCCUAUGGGGACAUCAUGGCCACACCCGGGUCCAGGUUCAACCAUCUGUAGUGUAGUGUAGAGCAGAGCCUAGCUGAACCGGGCGGGGUCCAUCCCUCAACACCAGCACCAGUAGGACUCUUACUAGGACGAGUAGAACUGGUGGAAAUAGUACCAUCCACUAAGAAAUUUUCAUACGUGUUUAUAUGUUGAGACAGCAAGUAGCAGUUCUUGUUUUGGUUAUUACUAGGUAAUGCUAUGAACUGUUCUGACAUUACCCUGAACUAUUAGUGGCAUACAAGUGACCCUGAAUUUUAAACUUAAAACCCUAUUCACUAAGGUUUUUCUACAAUGCAAUUCAUUCUGAUGUUGAAUGGUUGUUAUUCUUAACUUAAUAUAUUAUUAUAAUACAUUCACAUCAUAUUUUUUUUAACAGACAAAAGUUCAUAAA
Gadus macrocephalus (Pacific cod) is the source of this 2157-nucleotide messenger RNA. RefSeq names its product RAD21 cohesin complex component like 1 (gene rad21l1). Gene Ontology annotation, molecular function: protein binding; chromatin binding. Gene Ontology annotation, biological process: synaptonemal complex assembly; mitotic sister chromatid cohesion; replication-born double-strand break repair via sister chromatid exchange. Gene Ontology annotation, cellular component: cohesin complex; synaptonemal complex. The transcript has 14 exons. The coding region runs from base 78 to 1778 and encodes 566 amino acids. The record is from RefSeq and is a predicted model, not a curated record. Lineage: Eukaryota; Metazoa; Chordata; Actinopteri; Gadiformes; Gadidae.